AUGGAUGGAUGGAUGGAUGGAUGGAUAUCAGAAAAGAAAAAAAAAAAAAGAAAAAAAUCUCUCGUCGUUCCCGAAAGAACUACUUUCCAGCACAUUAUCCGUCUUCUUAACACCAACGUCGACGGUCGUGUCAAGAUUCAGAUUGCCUUGACUUCCAUCAAAGGUGUGGGUCGUCGUUUCGCCAACAUUGCCUGUAAGAAGGCUGAUGUCGAUCUCACCAAGAGAGCUGGUGAACUUUCUUCUGAAGAAUUGGAACGUAUUGUCACCAUCCUCCAAAACCCUGCUCAAUACAAGAUCCCCAACUGGUUCCUUAACAGACAAAAGGAUAUUGUUGAUGGCAAGUCCACUCAAGUGAUCUCCAACGUUCUUGACACCAAGUACCGUGAAGAUCUUGAACGUUUGAAGAAGAUCCGUAACCACCGUGGUCUCCGUCACUACUGGGGUAUCCGUGUCCGUGGUCAACACACCAAGACCACUGGUCGUCGUGGUCGUACUGUCGGUGUCUCCAAGAAGAAAUAA
Messenger RNA from Gilbertella persicaria, 519 nucleotides. RefSeq names its product ribosomal protein S13/S18-domain-containing protein. Bases 1 to 519 code for a protein of 172 amino acids. Gene Ontology annotation, cellular component: cytosol; ribosome; small ribosomal subunit. Lineage: Eukaryota; Fungi; Mucoromycota; Mucoromycetes; Mucorales; Choanephoraceae. Gene Ontology annotation, molecular function: RNA binding; structural constituent of ribosome. Gene Ontology annotation, biological process: translation. The transcript is spliced from 2 exons. The record is from RefSeq and is a predicted model, not a curated record.